AUGGCAAAUAGUUCGGGUUCGUCCACCCAUGGAUGCUUCUUCAGAAUUUCUAUGGAUAAGAAUUUCAACUGGAGCUCUAGCUACCUUGAUAUGAACAUGUCACACUGCCAGAAAGAAAACAUUGGCAUCUCGUUUUCGCAGGGUUUCUAUACUUACGUGACUCCAUUUGUGCUAACCAUUGGAAUCGUUGGCAAUAUCCUCAGUAUCGUCGUAUUUAUGUCUAAAAACAUGAGAAAACUCUCAGCGAGUACUUAUUUGGCAGCACUGUCUGUUUCUGACAUCUGCGCUUUGUUUUUCUAUGUCUUCAUUGAUUGGCUACGGCGGGGGCUCCCAUAUUUUCCAGGAAAAUACGAAGCGACUUUUUUGGAAGAGCAGGGGUUGUGUCAGCUACAGACUUAUCUGAGUUAUGUCAGUAGGUUUGUUUCCGCGUGGAUUAUUGUCACCUUUACUGUGGAGAGAUACAUCGGCGUCUGCCAUCCUCUGAAGCGGAAAGAUAUCUGUGGCAGUCGGUCAUCGCAAAAAGUUAUCGCCAGCGUCAUUGUUAUUGCCUUGGUUUUGAUGGUCUACAAACCGGCAUUGACUGGACGCCACGAAAACACAAGGAUACAACAAACUGUCGCCAGAUGCAGCAGAAAUCCGAAUCUGCCAUUGCUGUCAUUUAUACUCGAUUCCAUUUUCGCACUGUCGAUAACAUUUGUGCCCUUUUUGUUGAUCAGCAUUUUAAAUUUCUUCAUCAUUCGUCGCUUAUAUCUUCGCAACAGGCGAUAUCUUAAAAAGAAUAUCGUCACAGAAGAGAGCAUUAUUCGCAUGGAGUUCACCGUAAUUCUCUUAGUUGUGUCUUUCGUUUACGUUGUUCUUAACUUGCCAUAUUUUUACUUUUGGUGCAAGCGAUUUCUGGAGGUCUUUCAAAGUAAAUCAGCUUUCUUUGAUCAUUCGGAGGCAGAACUGCUGGUAACGCGAGUUGUCUUUUAUCUGAAUUAUUGCAUCAACUUUUUUCUGUACAGCGUGACAGGUGCUUACUUCCGCAAAGAGCUCAAGGUCUUAUUUUGGUAUCAGAAAUAUCAUGAAGUCAACAACUGCUCGCGUUUGAGUAACCAUAGCAACCAUUCCACGCGACACAGUUGGGUAUGA
Molecule: messenger RNA, 1131 nt
Organism: Candidula unifasciata
Lineage: Eukaryota; Metazoa; Mollusca; Gastropoda; Stylommatophora; Geomitridae
Source: the annotation of a GenBank genome assembly